AUGUUUCUUCUGAAGUGGACACUUUUACGCCAUUGGGCAAUAGGAGUUUUUCUUUUAAGCUGCAUAAUUCAUUGUGAUGCCUGUUCUUCUCCGUAUCAUUGUGCUGCCAAUCGACUUUGUUUGAAAGUGGCUAAAAUUGGAAAAAAUGAUUUAAGAACUCCAUGCAAGGCGAAUGAAAUCUGUUGUGAAUACUCAAAUAUUACUAAUGAGAGGAACUCAAGACCCGGCCAAUUUCCCUGGACGAUCGCUCUAUUCAGCGAUGGAAAAUUCUUUGGAGGCGGAUCCCUCAUUGCGCCACGAGUUGUUCUUACAGUAGCUCACUCCAUAAGGCUUAAGUCAGAGGCUAAUAUUAUGGUGAGAGCUGGCGAAUGGGAUUUAGCAUCCGCAUCGGAACCGUUUUCGCAUGAGGAUAGAUAUGUGGCCAAAAUCGUUCGACAUAAAGAGUUUGUACAAUCUACUGGGGCCAACGAUAUAGCCCUUCUGUACCUCACUUCGCCGUUCGAGUUGAAGGACCACAUCCAGACCAUCUGUUUGCCCCACCAAGGAAAGGUCUUCCUGCAAGAUCGCUGUCUGGUUGCCGGAUGGGGAAAGCAAUCGUUCGAGGCUCCACAGUUUUCGCAAGUGCAAAAGAAAAUCGAUUUACCGAUGGUGGACAGAGGGCAAUGCCAAAACCUCUUGAGGACCCGCCUUGGCCCCACCUUUGAGUUGGCCAGCAGCCUAAUCUGUGCCGGCGGAGAGAAGGACAAUGAUGCCUGUACCGGCGAUGGAGGAUCCGCCCUGUUCUGCCCACUGGGCGUACACGACAAUCGCUACUUGCAGGCUGGCAUCGUCAACUGGGGCGUCGAGUGUGGCAAGGAAAAUGUUCCAGCAGUUUUCACAAGUGUGGCCAUUUUCAGAGAUUGGAUUGACCAAAGCCUGGCAGUGAACUCAGUGGAACCCCUUACGAACUGCGCUCUUGUCGGUCCAAGAAUCGUCGGGUAA
Molecule: messenger RNA, 981 nt
Organism: Drosophila rhopaloa
Lineage: Eukaryota; Metazoa; Arthropoda; Insecta; Diptera; Drosophilidae
Product: phenoloxidase-activating factor 2-like
Exons: 2
Coding region: 1-981 (326 amino acids)
Biological process (GO): proteolysis
Molecular function (GO): serine-type endopeptidase activity
Source: RefSeq, a predicted model, not a curated record